This is a messenger RNA of Cucurbita pepo subsp. pepo (vegetable marrow), 1013 nucleotides long. RefSeq names its product ATP synthase subunit delta', mitochondrial. Gene Ontology annotation, molecular function: proton-transporting ATP synthase activity, rotational mechanism. NCBI's taxonomy places the organism in Eukaryota, Viridiplantae, Streptophyta, Magnoliopsida, Cucurbitales, Cucurbitaceae. Gene Ontology annotation, biological process: proton motive force-driven ATP synthesis. The record is from RefSeq and is a predicted model, not a curated record.
GCCGAUUCCUCCAUUUUCUCAGCUUCCAAACAUCCCCAGCGGAACCCUUUCACUUCUCCUUCUUCAUCUCUCUCCGACCCUGCGAGAGCCGAGCGACCCCCCCUCCAGUCUCCGCCAUGUUCCGACGAGCUUCCUCCCUUUUGACCCGGCCUCUUCUCUCUGCAAGGGCUAGAUCCUUCUCCGCCGAUCUGCCGGCGGCUUCUUCAACUGACGAUGCGUUUGUUGCUGCCUGGAAGAAGGCGAUCCCCACUAUUGAUCCUCCUAAAACUCCUCUCUCUUUCAUGGCUCCUCGUCCUGCUACGCCGUCUUCCAUCCCUACUAAGCUCACUGUCAACUUUGUUCUUCCUUAUGCCUCCGAGCUCUCGGCCAAAGAGGUUGACAUGGUAAUAAUUCCAGCCACAACUGGGCAAAUGGGUGUUCUUCCCGGCCAUGUAGCUACAAUCGCAGAGUUGAAACCAGGAGUUCUAUCAGUGCACGAAGGGAGCGACACCAAAAAAUACUUCGUGAGCAGUGGUUUUGCAUUCAUCCAUGGCAACUCGUAUGCUGACAUAAUCGCCGUGGAAGCUGUGCCUGUAGACCAAAUCGACCCCGACCAAGUACAGAAGGGUCUUGCCGAAUUCACCCAGAAGUUGAACUCUGCCUCAACAGACUUGGAGAAAGCCGAAGCCCAAAUUGGAGUUGACGUACACAGUGCCCUGAAUGCUGCCCUUACAGGAUAGUUUCCUCGACUCGCAAAUCGGCCACCUUUCUGUUUAUCUAUUUCCAAUUGUAUGUUCCUUCAUAACACUGCCUCAUUGUGACAGUUCGAGUUAGCCUUCCUCGGUCGAAAUACCUACUGGGAACACAUCGUCUUGGGCUUACCCUUUCUGUGUUGAAUUUCAAGUCCUUCACAAAUAAAUAUAUUAGGGAUGGAUUUUUGCUUCGCCUUAUUGGUCAUAAUCUGGUGGCUUAGACCUCAUAAACAUUGAAGAAUUCUCAUUUGAAUCUGUAUGGAUAUGAUUUAAUUCAUCUUG